AGAAAGUUUUUUUUCUUUUUUUCUUUCAAACUCUUUUUUGAUCACAAUUAGAAUGUCUCCAGCAAACACUAACCAAGCUUUGAAAACUACCUUGUGCUUUUCUAUCGAUGAUAAGAUUGGAGGACUUGAGAACUGCUUGGCUGCCAUCAAGGCCAUGGAUAUCUCCUUGACUCGUAUUGAAUCACGCCCUAGCCUUGCCAAGGAGUGGGAUUAUGACUUUUUUGUCGAUUUUGAUGCUAAUGAUGCUAACCAAGUAACCAAUGUUGUUGAAGGCCUUCGCAAGCAUACGAAGGAUGUUCGUGUGAUUGGCUCUGAUUCCACCACAGGAGAUAGCGUUCCUUGGUUCCCACGCAAAUUGACAGAUUUGGACACUUUUGCAGAAAAAGUUAUGGAAAUGGGCGAAGAACUCAGUUCUGAUCACCCUGGUGCUCAUGACCCUGUUUACCGUGCCAGAAGAUCUGAAAUCACUCGUAUUGCCAAGACGUAUCGUACGGGACAAGCAGUUCCUGAGAUUGAGUAUACGGAUGAGGAGAAUGAAACAUGGGGUAAAGUGUUCCGGGGUUUAACCGCCAUGUAUCCCACGCAUGCCUGUCGUGAGCAUCAAUAUGUGUUACCUUUGCUUGUUCAAAACUGUGGCUACAAUGACAAGAAGAUUCCUCAGAUUGAGCAAAUCUCUCGCUUCUUGAAAGACUGUACUGGCUUCACCAUUCGUCCUGUCAUGGGUCUCUUAUCUAGUCGUGAUUUCUUGAAUUCUUUUGCGUUCCGUAUCUUUUACUCCACUCAAUACAUUCGACAUUCUUCCAAACCCUUCUAUACCCCUGAGCCCGAUGUCUGUCACGAGUUAUUGGGUCAUGUUCCUUUGUUUGCAGAUCCUGAUUUUGCUGAUUUCUCACAGGAAAUUGGCUUAGCCUCAUUAGGUGCAUCCGACGAAGAUAUUUCAAAACUAGCCACCAUCUUUUGGUUCACAGUCGAAUUCGGACUUUGUCGACAGGAUGGUGAGGUCAGGGCGUUUGGUGCAGGUUUAUUAAGUUCAUUUGGUGAGCUCGAGUAUGCCUUAUCAGACAAACCCGAGUUAAGACCCUUUGAACCACCAAAGACUGCACUUCAAAAAUACCCCAUCACAGAAUUCCAGCCCGUUUAUUUUGUGGCCGAAUCUUUCAAAGACGCUCAAGAAAAGGUGCGGGAUUUUGCAGCAAACAUGAAUCGUCCAUUUUCGGUUCGUUACAAUGCUCUUACACAGUCAAUCGAGGUGUUAGAUAACAAGGAAAAGGUUGUUCGUUUUGCCAAGAGUAUCCGUGACGAUAUGAAGACCUUAGCUACCGUCUUGGAAACACUUGCUUAAACAAACCCGAAAUAAAAAAGUUUUUUUUUUUUUUUAUUAUUAUUACUA
Messenger RNA from Mucor mucedo, 1390 nucleotides. Its product is annotated as Biopterin-dependent aromatic amino acid hydroxylase-domain-containing protein. The transcript has 5 exons. Gene Ontology annotation, biological process: L-phenylalanine biosynthetic process. The record is from RefSeq and is a predicted model, not a curated record. Bases 53 to 1342 code for a protein of 429 amino acids. Lineage: Eukaryota; Fungi; Mucoromycota; Mucoromycetes; Mucorales; Mucoraceae. Gene Ontology annotation, molecular function: oxidoreductase activity, acting on paired donors, with incorporation or reduction of molecular oxygen, reduced pteridine as one donor, and incorporation of one atom of oxygen; iron ion binding; prephenate dehydratase activity.